Molecule: messenger RNA, 492 nt
Organism: Striga asiatica
Lineage: Eukaryota; Viridiplantae; Streptophyta; Magnoliopsida; Lamiales; Orobanchaceae
Source: the annotation of a GenBank genome assembly
AUGCUAGUACACUGCUGGGGUGUGGGGUGGAUGAGGGAGGGAGGUACUAUAUGUGCCAGAAUACCUACGGGGAUGCGGUGGGGCCACUUUGGAAUCCACCGGAUGGAAAUACGGUUCAGCUCGGACCCAUGGAUAGAAGCAUACAACAAUGACCUCAAGACCUACCCACGGAAGAUCACCGACAAGAGAACCAAUAAACCUCUGGCGUGGAAACAUGUGCUCCUUCCACAAUGGGGACGACGACGGGCUGUGGUCGCCGGAAAACAAAGUUGGGAGAAAAACGGCGUGGCUGAGCUGAACGGCCGCGGCUCGGUCGGGGAUGGACGGAGGCGACGGAGGGUCACCGGUGCUGGGACGGUGGCGGCUCGCCGGAGUUGGGAACGGGCUCGUGUACGGCAGCGUGAUGGAGGGGCUGAGCUAUGGUGGCGUGGCGAACUCGCCGGUGUGAAGGGUGGUCGCCGGCAGGAGGGUUGUCGCCGGGGUUCGGAGUGA